Tetrahymena thermophila SB210 is the source of this 1638-nucleotide messenger RNA. RefSeq lists its product as hypothetical. The transcript has 5 exons. The record is from RefSeq and is a predicted model, not a curated record. NCBI's taxonomy places the organism in Eukaryota, Ciliophora, Oligohymenophorea, Hymenostomatida, Tetrahymenidae.
AUGAACAAACAAAAAUUAUAGUAAAUUAUUUCUAUUCUAGACUCAAUGAUUGAGAUAACAUCUAAAACGAUGAUAUAGUAGGGAGAUCUGAAUAUUGUUUUAAUUCAUACAGAUGAAAAUAAGCAGAUUAGUAGAAAAUUUAGUAUCUUGGAUACAUUCUAUUUCAUCAACAGUGAUAAUUUAUUCUUAAAAGUCCUAAUAACUUAUGUAAAUCAAUCAGGGAUGAUCGAAAAUAGUGAUUUUUUAUUGCUUCUGUUAUUCCUCAGAAACUUUUACAUAGAAAAUAAUGACAAUCAAUUGAAAACUUUUGAUUAUUAUAUAGAUUAUGUUUAAGAUCUACUUGAAAAAUAAUUUGAUGCGUUUGCAUAAUAAUUUAAUAUUGAAUUAUUGUUGAACGAAUUCUCAACUUUGAAUAUAGCAUUCUAAAAUUUAUUUAAGAGCUCUUUGCUUUCUAAUAUCCUAAGACCGAAGCAUAUUAAAAGUCUGAAGAUUUGCUUGCUAAAGACUAUAGUACAUAUAAUAGAAAAUAAUAGUGAUUCAUUUUUAAAAUAAAGAGAUUUUACUAGCUACUUUUAAUAUAAAAACAAUUUUGCAUGCAACGACAAGAAUUUAUUUUAGGAAAAAAAUGUGAUUAAUAUUUUUAAUGGAAUAUUUAUAGAGUUAUCUAAUUAUGUUUCGGAAACCGAGAGCAAUAUUAAUUUACAAAAUAUUGACGUUUUUAUUUGUCUUCAGUCUCUAGAUUUUGACCUCAAAAAUUUAUUAGAAUAUGGAGAUCACUUAAAAAUAUAAACCUAAGAAACAGAUUCAAUUGAACUUCAAUCGCAACUUACUUAUUAAUAUAUCAAAAAAAAGAUAAAUUAGCUCUUUAAUGAUUUUGGUAUAAAAAAUGGUAAAUUCAGAGUUGGGUUUUUUCAAAAAAGAGUUUCUUAAGAAUUUAAAAGCUUAUUCAAAAAAUACGGUGUAUAUGUGUUUGAUUGCAUUGGGGAAUUAGAUGUAAGAAGGCUUUAAUAUGGCUAUAACAUAAAGGCAUACCCUACCUUAAUUGAAAUGUAAAUACAGCAUUUGAAUGAACCUCAAUCUGAAGAAGCUUAAUAUUUUGUAAAAGUUAAUAAGAUUUAAAUAAUGAGUGACACUAAAUCAACUAGAUAAUACUUAUUUCUGGAAAGCAACAAAUUCUAUCAAGUUUUUAUUUGUGAAGAAAUUCUUUUGUGCGAUGUGUAUGAGGAAUUUAAGAAUUUUAUUAAUGGUUAUAUUAAAUUAAUCUAAGAUCUUUAUUAAGGUGAGCAUCUUAUAUAAAAUAAAGGAAUAUUCUCAUAUUUAAAAUUUGCUAAGCUGAUUGUAGAUGAAAUUUCAAAGAUACAAAAUUAAGAUUUCAAAAGCAAAGCUAAAUUUAACUAAUAUUUUGCAAAUUCUAUUAUAUAGUAUUGCAAGAUUUUUUAAAAGAUGAACAAUGAGGUAUUUGAAUUUAGGGAACUUAGUCUCUUUUGUAGUGAUAUAUCAGGAGAAUUGCAAAAAAUGAUAGAAUAAGUUGAUUAUGGCAAUCUUUCUGACACCAAUCUUAUCAAAAAGAGUAGCUUUUAAAGUAGAUUAAAAUAAAUAUUUCUAGUAUUGUAAACCUUAACAAAGUUCGUUUUCUGA